AUGAGCUUUCAGAAACUAAUUGAUGAUGGAAUCAUUAACAACAAUGGUAUACCUAUAAAUGAUCAGAUGAUUCAGCUUUCGGAAAACAUGCCACCUCUGAAGUCCACGAACCUCCCAUGGACGUGCUUUGAGGACUUGGGCACUGUAAAAGCCUUUUUUCAAGUUGUCGUAGAAGCUGUUGAAGCCGCUAGUUUAACCGAAUGGUUUUUAUGUAACUCGACUACUGAGCUGGAGCCUGCUGCAUUCAGCCUGUACCCGCAGCUGUUGCCGAUUGGUCCAUUGCUGGCUAGCAACCGACAUGCAGACCAAACAGGCCACUUCUGGCAAGAAGACUCCACCUGUCUAGCAUGGCUCGACCAACAGCCAUCAUGUUCGGUCAUUUAUGUAGCUUUUGGGAGCUUCACCAUUUUCAACCAAACACAGUUUGAAGAAUUGGCACUUGGUCAGGAACUUAGCAACAGACCAUUCUUGUGGGUUGUGCGACCAGGCAUGACAAAGGAGACUACGGCUUCUUUCCCAGAUGGGUAUGUGGAAAGAGUAGGCUCUCGUGGAAGAAUUGUGAGUUGGGCACCUCAACAAAAAGUCUUAGCUCAUCCUUCUGUGGCUUGUUUUGUGAGUCAUUUUUGUUGGAAUUCUACUUUAGAGGGUGUUACAAAUGGACUCCCUUUCUUGUGCUGGCCAUACUUUGCUGAUCAGUUUCACAAUGAAAGUUACAUUCGUGACAUCUGGAAGACUGGACUGGGGUUUAACAAAGAUGAAGCAGGUAUCAUCACACGAGGAGAAAUAAAAAGUAAGGUAGAGCAGCUGCUCGGAGACAAUUCAUUCAAAGCUAAGGCCAUGGAUAUUAAAGAAAAGGUUACAAGCAGUAUCAAAGAAGGAGGAUGCUCACACAAAAAUCUUGGCAAUUUUAUCGAGUGGAUACACAAUGAUACAGAUGCACUAUAACCAAGUUGACAUAUGUGCAGAAGAAUCUAUAUAUAACGGCAUUUAGUACGUUAAUUUGAAGUUUUGUGAAAAUGU
This is a messenger RNA of Lactuca virosa, 1020 nucleotides long. The record is from the annotation of a GenBank genome assembly. Lineage: Eukaryota; Viridiplantae; Streptophyta; Magnoliopsida; Asterales; Asteraceae.